This is a messenger RNA of Gigantopelta aegis, 820 nucleotides long. RefSeq lists its product as uncharacterized. Lineage: Eukaryota; Metazoa; Mollusca; Gastropoda; Neomphalida; Peltospiridae. The record is from RefSeq and is a predicted model, not a curated record. The transcript is spliced from 5 exons. Bases 87 to 560 code for a protein of 157 amino acids.
UUGUCCUCUUCUUGUAGUUUUGAUGAAGACUAAAAGAGUAGGGGUUAGGGAUAGUUCAGGGGGGUUCUUGUAAGCCGAUAUUGAAAAUGACGAACGUAUACACGAGGUUGAACCACGUGUCGCGGACCACGACUCACAGAGAAUUCGGUGGAUUCAUUGUUCCUCCCGGGAAAGAUGUGAAGGACGGCGAAUAUCAACCACAUCCGGGAUUCCUGUUUCCGUACAUAAAAGAUGAAUCGGGCAAACAGUUGUACACUUGUUGGACCCCAAAGCCGGUGAUCCCAAAAAAAUGGCAGACACCUACAUACAACUUUAAUUACCGUUGGAUGAAUUUUACCUGUUCACUGAAAGAUGAUGCGCCUAAACCAAUUGAUGGACUACCAAGGAUACCUGAUAUUCACUACAACACAAAUACAACAUAUCGGUCCAUGUACAAGUAUCCAGAAUUUUCACCACAGAUUUUUCACGAUGUACCCAAAAUCAAACCCUAUAAAAUAAGACAAGAUGCAGCAGUAGGAAUCGUUCCUGAACUUCCUACUUACAAAUACGGAGCUAAAUAGAACAAUUAGUCAUGAGAUAUUUUAACUGCUCAGAGGUGGAUUGGGGGUGGGGUGGGCCUAAAUUUUGCGACAAUUAUAAUUUUUAUUACAGAUUAAUUUUUGUUUGUUUACGAUCCCCCUCCAAACCUCCCUUGGCAUUCUGCCUCGUGUCAUUGGGACCCCCCCCCCCCAAUAGAUUUUCUGGAUCCGCCACUGCUGCUCUAUGCACAUUCGUCACGGUAUUCUCUAUAAGCAGUCUCAAAGAAAUACAAUAGGCGAUA